GGUUUAUUCCAAACUAAGCUGAAAAAGGCGCACACAAAAAAUUCCAAGCUUUUCCCCAUUUUCGGGUACGCUUUUUUCUCCUCCGACCUCUUCCUCCUCCCUUCACAUUUUAGGGUUUGUGUAAAUAUUGCAGAGGUUAAGAGAAGAAGAUGAGGCCUGUUUUUGCUGGGAAUUUGGAGUAUGAUACACGACAAUCGGAGCUGGAGCGAUUGUUCUCAAGGAACUUUCUCUAAGGAAAAAUACGUUGAGGUUCUAUCUUUUGGCUCGCCAACCUCUGCAAUUUUCCUUUUUGGAAGCGAACCUUCUUGCUUGCUUGCUCUCUGCAUUUUCAUACCUGAUUAUUCAACACUCACUUACCUCAUCACCCAACAUUUGACAUCCAUCAGAAUGUUCAUAGGGGAACCAUCAAUCAAUCAAUCAAUCAAUUUAUUAAGCCAUGCCUAGCUUCAAUGCAUAUAGGGGAUCAAUGUACUAUUUCAGAAUUCACUUGUGCUGUCUGAAUGGAGAAGCAUGCUUGGCAGUCACAAUAUCAGAUCUGAAUUUUGGAUUUAAAUCUUAUAAUUGCAAUCAUGAUUUUGUCCAUCAUUCCACGCCUCUCUACAGCUUCUUGUCCAUCAGAGCCCCACUCAUAUUUUCAGGUUUUGCUUUUGUCUAUUAUGAGGAUGAGCGUGAUGCUGAAGAAGCAAUUCGUGCACUUGACAAUUUUCCAUUUGGCUAUGAAAAGCGAAGGCUCUCUGUUGAAUGGGCUAGGGGUGAACGUGGGCGUCAUCGUGAUGGCUCAAGGGCAAACCAGAAGCCGACAAAAACCCUAUUUGUGAUCAACUUUGACCCAAUUCGUACUAGAGUUCGGGAUAUAGAAAAGCACUUUGAACCUUAUGGGAAGGUUCUUCAUGUUCGAAUUCGUAGGAACUUUGCAUUUGUGCAGUUUGAAACACAAGAAGAUGCUACGAAAGCUCUUGAGUGUACGAAUAUGAGUAAGAUACUGGACAGGGUGGUGUCUGUGGAGUAUGCACUGAGGGAUGAUGGUGAUAGGGGUGACAAGUAUGACAGUCCGAGACGGGGUGGUUAUGACCGAUCACCGAGUCCGGCCUAUCGCAGGCGGCCAAGUCCUGACUACGGUCAUCCACACAGCCCUGUGUAUGAUAGAUAUAAUGGACCAGACAGGCGUAGGAGUCCCGAUUACGGCAGGCAGAGGAGCCCAGAUUAUGGCAGGCACAGGAGUCCUGAUUAUGGCAGAUACCGCAGCCGUUCACCAGCUCGAAGGUCAAGGACUUAGGCUAGGUCCCGGUUUUCUGUGGUAAAGAAGCAGGCGAGUGGCACCUUAUUUUUUUUAACUUUCUGGUUGUUAGAGUAACUAAUGGAAUGAUACAUUGUGUAGUAAAAGGGUACUCGCCACAGUUUAGUUUGAUUUGGUUUGGCUUUGCAAAAUAGCUUUGUUGUAAGUCCAUGCCAAUUGUGGCUAUAUGAAUUAUUAUGAAUGCAUAUAUUUGAUUAUUGGAUAAGCUGCCUUUUUUCAUUUCAAGUUGUUGGGUUUUACUAAUUCCAGGACCUCGAGAUUUCAUGGUUUUUUUUAGUAGUAUUUCUUAAAGGUUUAAUUAUUCUGUUGGUCUAUAGUUUUGUGAAAUUUUCAAUUAGGUCCUUAUACUUUUUUUCCUUUUAAUUGAGUUCUUGUACCAAUUUUUUUUUGGGACUCUGCACCAAUUUUUUUUUAGUUGGGUCUCUAUAAAAUUAAGUCAAUUAUUGCUAAUAGGGACAUAAUUGAAAAAAAAAUUUGGUGCAAGGACCCAAUUAAAAGGAAAAAAAGUAUAGGGACCUAAUUAAAAUUUUCGCAAAACUAUAGGGACCAACAGGGUAAUUAAACCUUUCUUAAAGUACCAAAAAUGUAUAUGAUGCUUACUAUUCCAGGAAUUGUAAUUGAAAUACUUAAGAUAUAUAUUUUAUCUAUCAAAUUAUUGAUUACAACAUAUAAUAAAGAUUUUCUAUAUUAAAUUUUACCAAAAUCGGAUGAAUAUUAAUAAAUAGGUUAAAUUACACAGUUAGUCUCUAUUUUCAUUGAAAUUGCAAAUAGGUUCCUACACUUUAAAAGUUUGUAAUUGGAUCUCUGAAGUAAAUUAAAAUUUGUAAUUGGGUCCCCACUAAUGUUUAGCGUGAAUGGAAACGUUAAAUAUUAUUUUACCAGAAUGCCCUUAUCUCUCAUAACGUUCUAAAGAGUCACUUUGAAAGAGAAGAUAACGAUCUCUCAUAACGUUCCUCUAGUAUUUGUGUCCCUUUGUUAGGGUUGAAGGAUUUUUUCGAGCUGUGAUGGACCCAAACCAGUUGUUCGAAGGAAGCUCAACAUCCAGGAGUAUGAAAAAGAGAAGACAUCGAUGCUUCUGUGGGGAGGAGAUGGUGGUGCUCUCGUCGUUGUCUAUGAACAACCCAAGUAGGAGAUUUGUUGCUUGUUGUAAAUUACCAAAAGUGUAAUUUUUUUGAGUGGAUUGAUAGAGAUAAAGAGGUGAUGGGAAAGGGGAGAAGGACUCACUGCUUUUGUGGAGAUCUGCUGACACUUCGAAUCUCCAGUACUGUGAUGAACUCAAAUAGGAGAUUUAUAUCCUGUCCCAGUAGAAGAUGCAAGUUUUUUGAAUGGAUUGAUGAAGAAGACAUGGCUGGGGCUCAAUCUCAAUGCACCUAAUACAGAAAUCAAACGGAGGAAUGUUUAAAACAUGGUGGAGAUUUUGUAAGGUUGGAUGAAUCUAUGAAUGUUGCACUAGUAAAGGCACAAGAAAGAAAGAUAGAUAGAUUAAAUAUAGAGAUAGGACGCAUGGAAGCAAGUGUAGGAAGAUUGCAUUCUGAUUUUACAUUGCUCCAACAACAAUUGGCAGAGUGGAGAGUGACAUGAAGAAGCAGAAACAAUUGCAGAAGAUGAUAUUGAAUUGUGUGUUGGUAGUAAUAUUUGCGGUGUAUUGGUUUAACUAACUUUGAUGAGUUAGGAGAAAAAGUGUAUCUGUAGUGUAUUUGAAUAGUGUUUAGUGCUGAAUGUAAUCAUCUUUAUUUAUCAA
Arachis stenosperma is the source of this 3038-nucleotide messenger RNA. Its product is annotated as serine/arginine-rich splicing factor RS31-like. The transcript has 7 exons. The record is from RefSeq and is a predicted model, not a curated record. Gene Ontology annotation, biological process: mRNA splicing, via spliceosome. The coding region runs from base 437 to 1276 and encodes 279 amino acids. Gene Ontology annotation, cellular component: nuclear speck. NCBI's taxonomy places the organism in Eukaryota, Viridiplantae, Streptophyta, Magnoliopsida, Fabales, Fabaceae. Gene Ontology annotation, molecular function: RNA binding.